AUGUCGUUUCCCGACGCCGCAACGAUCUUGAAGGACCACAAGAAGCUCUACUCCCCAGGAAAGAUCUUGCAUAUAACACCACAUGGAGCGCCAAAGCCCUGGGGGUGGAAGUUCUACCCGAUGCCACCAGACUUGGGUGACGAAGAAAUAGGACAAGCCGCAGCAGACAAGACGCUCACUCGCGCGGGCUUGGUCUUCCGAGAGAAGAACCAACCGCACAACCUUGAUCGGAGCAUCCAAAAGGACGAUUCGCUUAAAAUGAAGGUCGAAAUCCUCGCAGUUCAUGGAACCGGCCCCGGGACCUACUCUCCUGGUAUCCAGAAACUAAAGUGCAAGGUACUGGAGGUCCCUCUCACUCCGCCUCUUUACGAAAACCAGCGAACUCCGGCCGUUGGCGACGUUAUCUUCAUCAAAGCCUUCGACCCGAUGUUCUUUCCACGGGUGGUCGAUCCCAUGGAAGCUCACUUCAAGGUCACCGCCCGAGCAGACAUGGCAUUGAGCGACGAAGUCGGGGCUUAUGCAUUUCUGUACAAGCAUGGAAUGACUGGAGCCCCUCAUAUCGCACCUCAAUGGUUCGGGUGCUGGACUGCUGAAGUUCAGAGUACCGACCCCAACUUUCAAACCAGAUACGUCGGUGUCAUUGCUUUGGAGUUUAUUGACGGCAUCUGUCUGCAAAAGCUGUUUGUCAAGGAUGACGUCGGCAACCAGAUCUACGUUGGCGACAUGCCCGAUCUCGACGACGAUACGAAGACACUCCUCCAAGUGGACGUGGCCACUCGACUUGGCACGAUGAAAGAUCUUCUUGCCGGCGUUGUCAGACAGUACAAAAUUGGUCUGAGCCACUAUCACAUUCACCCGGAGAGUGUCAUCUUAACCUUCCGCCGUGGAUCUCAGGAUCUGGAGAGACCAAGAGUGUCUUUAGUUGGUUACACGAAAUCCGUCGUUCAUCCUCUCCGUGACCCGCCGCGCAACGUGUACGCCAACUACACGAGACCCAUUCACCCUUUCUACCGCUUCAACUACAGCAGGCUCGAGGCAUUCUUCAAUUGCCACUGGCUCCCACUGGGUUGGAAAACAAAUCACCCAAGGAUUUCUCCGCUGCUGAACUAUUGGCUGUUGAGAACAUUCGGUCCUCUCGACAGCGACGAGUACAGCACACUCAUCCGCCCGUCUCAUGGAACUGUUUCGGCUCAGCCCAUCGAAGACAGUCCGCUUCUCCACCCCUCUCAUGAACCUUUUCUAGCACAGAACAUAGAAAGCUCGGUUUUGCAGAAAAUGGACGAGGCCAUUUUCUUCGGCAAUUUGACUUCUGAGGGAGAAACGUCCGUUCCGACUCAGUCAUCCACCCCGAGAAACACAACAGCAGAUACCUAG
Molecule: messenger RNA, 1374 nt
Organism: Colletotrichum karsti
Lineage: Eukaryota; Fungi; Ascomycota; Sordariomycetes; Glomerellales; Glomerellaceae
Exons: 1
Coding region: 1-1374 (457 amino acids)
Source: RefSeq, a predicted model, not a curated record